AUGGACAUCAUUGUUUCCCUUUCAGAUCCGAAGGCUAAUGGUGCCUACAGAUUGCUAGCUCCUUGGAUUGGGUAUGGUUUGCUCUUGUUGAAUGGACAGCCAUGGUUCCAGCACAGAAGGAUGCUAACCCCAGCCUUCCACUAUGACAUUCUGAAACCCUAUGUGAAAAACAUGGCCGACUCCAUUCGAUUGAUGCUAAAAAAAUGGGAAUGGCUGGCUGGUCAGGACUCCUCUAUAGAGAUUUUUCAACACAUCUCCUUAAUGAGCGUAGACACUGUCAUGAAGUGUGCCUUCAGCCACAAGGGCAGUGUUCAGGUGGAUGGAUAUUACAAGACCUACCUCCAGGCCAUUGGGUACUUGAAUAACCUAUUUCACUCCCAUGUGACGAAUAUCUUUCAUCAGAAUAAUACAAUCUACAAACUUUCUUCCAAUGGCCGCUUAUCCAACCAAGCUUGUCAACUUGCCCAUGAUCACACAGAUGCAGUGAUCAAGCUGAGAAAGGAUGAGCUGCAGGAUGAGGGAGAACUGGAAAAGAUCAAGAAGAAGAGACCUUUGGAUUUUCUGGAUAUCCUCUUAUUUGCCAGAAUGGAGAAUGGGGACUGCAUGUCUGACAAGGACCUACAUGCUGAGGUGGACACAUUCAUGUUCAAGGGCCAUGACACCACAGCCAGUGGAGUCUCCUGGAUCUUCUAUGCUCUGGCCACACACCCUGAGCACCAACAGAAAUGCAGAGAGGAAGUUCAGAGCCUCCUGGGGGAUGGAUCCUCUAUCACCUGGGGUCACCUAGACCAGAUUCCCUACACCAUAAUGUGAAUCAAGGAGGCCCUAGGGCUCUACCCACCUGUCCCAGGCAUUGUCGGAGAACUCAGUACAUCUGUCACCUUCCCUGAUGGGCGCUCUUUACCCAAAGUAAAUAAAUGCUUCUUACUUAUAAAUGACUGGUUUUGGUGGUGGCCAAACCCAGAGUUGUUUGACCCUUCCAGGUUUGCACCAGACUCUCCCCGACACAGCCACUCAUUCCUGCCCUUCUCAGGAGGAGCCAGGAACUGCAUUGGGAAACAAUUUGCUAUGAGUGAGAUGAAGGUGAUUGUGGCCCUGACACUACUCCGCUUUAAGCUACUGCCAGAUCCUACCAGGGUCCCCAUGCCCUUAGCCCGACUUGUGCUGAAGUCCAAAAAUGGGAUCUACCUACAUCUCAAGAAGCUCCACUGAUUCUGUUGUGGAGCUCCAAUGUCUGAGAUGAGUUUCACUGGCAGAAAGCUAAGUUGUUGGUGUGACCAACCUUCUUCAGAAGAGGACUCCAGAGAGUCCUCUCCUCCUCUGUUCAGUACAGAUCAUCAUUCCUUGGCACUGGAAUAUUCCCCUGCUUCAAAGCCAGCACCCUCCUCAUCCCCUCUCUUCUAAUGUCCUUCCCUUUUACAAACACUUAUGACAACAUCAAGAUCCCUAAAAGCUCCAAGAUAGUUUUCCCAUCUAAAUGUAUCUUAUUCAACCUAACCUACUAAGUUCCUUUUGAAUUAUGAGGAAUUAUUCAAUAUGUACCAUGGGCUUGAAAACCCAAGGCCUGAACAUCAUUGUGAAGCCAUUAUUCAGCCUAGUAUCAUUUUCACAUGACAGUUACCUAAUGCAUUCAUGUAAA
This is a messenger RNA of Mus caroli (Ryukyu mouse), 1639 nucleotides long. The record is from RefSeq and is a predicted model, not a curated record. NCBI's taxonomy places the organism in Eukaryota, Metazoa, Chordata, Mammalia, Rodentia, Muridae.